CAUGUACAGGGGUCUUAAAAGCUGGUGAUCUAGACACCUAGUCCUUCCUCUCUGGAUGUUAAUUCAAAGCAGCUUUCUCAUUUAAUUGUUGCUUGCUUUAUAGUUUAUUGAACCACCAGUUUGCUCCUUAUAAGAGGGAGUGUCUUUCUAUCCAUAUUGGCCAGGCUGGGGUCCAGAUGGGCAAUGCCUGUUGGGAGCUGUAUUGUCUAGAACACGGAAUCCAGCCGGAUGGGACCAUUCCCAGCAGCAAGGCCGCUAAACCAAUAGAGCCAGACACUGAACAAGUGGAUUCUUCUUUUGAGACCUUCUUCUGUGAGACUGCAUCAGGAAAGCACGUGCCCAGAGCAGUGUUCAUAGACCUGGAACCCACGGUCAUUGAUGAGAUCCGAAUUGGGAACUACCGUGCACUCUUCCAUCCUGAGCAGCUCAUUAGCGGCAAAGAAGAUGCCGCCAACAACUAUGCCCGGGGCCACUACACCAUUGGGAAGGAAAUCAUUGAUACUGUAUUGGGUAGAGUCCGUAAAAUGGCUGACCAGUGCAGUGGCCUUCAAGGGUUCCUGGUCUUCCACAGCUUCGGAGGAGGUACAGGCUCUGGAUUCACGUCCCUCUUGAUGGAGCGCCUGUCAGUAGAGUACAGCAAGAAGUCCAAGCUGGAGUUCUCGGUGUACCCUGCCCCACAGGUCUCCACUGCGGUGGUGGAACCCUACAAUUCCAUCCUGACCACCCACACCACGCUGGAGCACUCGGACUGUUCUUUCAUGGUGGACAAUGAGGCCAUUUAUGACAUCUGCAACCGGAAUCUUGAUAUUGAGCGUCCCACUUACACCAACUUGAACAGGCUGAUAGGACAGAUAGUGUCAUCUGUCACUGCUUCCCUGAGAUUUAAUGGUGCAUUAAAUGUUGAUCUGAUAGAAUUCCAAACUAAUUUGGUGCCUUAUCCGCGCAUACACUUCCCCCUCACUACCUAUGCACCCAUAAUUUCAGCAGAGAAAGCCUACCAUGAGCAGCUCUCGGUGCCUGAAAUCACCAAUGCUUGCUUUGAGUUCUCCAACCAGAUGGUGAAAUGUGACCCUCGCCGAGGCAAAUACAUGGCUUGCUGCCUGCUGUACCGGGGGGAUGUGGUGCCCAAGGAUGUGAAUGCAGCUAUAGCAGCCAUCAAAACCAGGAGGUCCAUCCAGUUUGUGGACUGGUGUCCAACUGGGUUUAAGGUGGGCAUCAAUUACCAGCCCCCCACAGUGGUGCCGGGGGGAGACCUGGCUAAAGUGCAGCGGGCCGUCUGCAUGCUGAGCAACACCACGGCUAUUGCAGAAGCCUGGGCCCGGCUGGAUCACAAGUUUGACCUGAUGUACGCGAAACGGGCCUUUGUGCAUUGGUAUGUGGGGGAGGGGAUGGAGGAGGGGGAGUUCUCUGAAGCCAGGGAGGACAUGGCCGCUCUUGAGAAGGACUAUGAGGAAGUCGGCAGGGACUCUGCAGAUGGGGAUGAGGCAGAUGAAGAUGAGUAUUAACUCAAAUCAAGUACAAACUCCAGUUAAUCAGGCUACAGCUGUGAUGGUGCUCAGGCAGCAUCUCUCAUGGGAUUCUCCCUUAAUAUAAAGGUUACCAGUUGAGAUAUUCUGUGCCCUCUUAUGCUUGCAUAAUCGAACGUGGCCAACUCUGUCGCAUGAGCGCAUACUUGCUGAAACUAUCAAGCUUCAUUGCUAGGUCUCUGAAAUGAAAUCUGAUAAGGCACCAGCUUAAUGCUUGGGGCAGAUUUUUUAGGUGCAAAGGAUACUAAUGUAUGAACCAAAGGACCUAAAGCUUGCAACACUCUCCUGCCCGAAACGUGAAGAUUCCUCUGCCUCUUUUACUGCUAACGCACCUUUUAUUAGAAACCAUGUGACAUUAAACUAUGUAUUUCAAUAAAAAUUAUUUGGCUUUAA
Chelonia mydas (Green sea turtle) is the source of this 1919-nucleotide messenger RNA. Its product is annotated as tubulin alpha-3 chain. Gene Ontology annotation, molecular function: structural constituent of cytoskeleton; GTP binding. Gene Ontology annotation, cellular component: cytoplasm; microtubule. The coding region runs from base 177 to 1505 and encodes 442 amino acids. Gene Ontology annotation, biological process: microtubule cytoskeleton organization; mitotic cell cycle. The transcript is spliced from 4 exons. The record is from RefSeq and is a predicted model, not a curated record. NCBI's taxonomy places the organism in Eukaryota, Metazoa, Chordata, Testudines, Cheloniidae.